Messenger RNA from Oryzias latipes (Japanese medaka), 4814 nucleotides. RefSeq names its product nerve growth factor receptor a (TNFR superfamily, member 16) (gene ngfra). NCBI's taxonomy places the organism in Eukaryota, Metazoa, Chordata, Actinopteri, Beloniformes, Adrianichthyidae. Gene Ontology annotation, biological process: Rho protein signal transduction. Gene Ontology annotation, cellular component: plasma membrane; cell surface. Gene Ontology annotation, molecular function: coreceptor activity; death receptor activity; nerve growth factor binding. The record is from RefSeq and is a predicted model, not a curated record.
UUAUUUCCGCCUUUUUACCUUUUUAAUAAUAGUGAUUCAUUAAAAAGUAAAUGGAUGGAGAAUCACUUAAUGAGGACAAAUGAAUGUUUUCAUUGUUGGAUGCUACAGAUGCCUAUAAUUAGAUGCUGACGCUGCAAUAAAGCAGGCUUCACGUGAGGCGGAAACAGAGGAGGGCGCGCGGAUCAGGACAAGGAUCAGGUUGUACUGCGGAACUAUCAGGGCAAUAAACCGGAGGCUGGACGUGCCCCUCUCCUCCUUCUGUGUCUCGGCUCCUCCGCAGUGCACUUGCAGCUGAGCUGAACUCCGCGCAGGACGCUCUCCUCCUCCUCCUCCUCCUCCUCCUCUUCCUCUGCGCCUCGGUGCGUGCGCUCUGCUCUGCUCGGGGGCUGAUUGACGCGCGGUCGUGCGGACUCAUUGAGAAAAUCCGCGCCGCUGGAUUUAUAAUGAGAUGUCCUGCUGAGGGGCUCUGCUCUUCCUCACAGCGACCUGUUCUCUGCUCAAGAAGAUCUGUUUCAUGUGAGUCCAGCAGCAGAAGCAGGAUGACUUCUGUCUCAUCGGUUUUGACUUUGUGCGCGCUGGUGACUUUAGCGCAGGCAAACGAGACGGAGCGAGGUCUGGAUCUGCCCUGUGGUACCGACCGGUACACCAAAGAUGGAGAGUGCUGCGAAGAGUGUCCACCUGGAGAGGGAGUGGUGAGGGAAUGUGGCGCCACUCAGACUGUCUGCUCUCAGUGUUUGGACAGUGAGACCUUCUCAGAGAGCUACAGCCUCACAGAGAAGUGCAUGCCAUGCACUCAGUGUGUCGGUUUGAUGCGGAUGGUGGCGCCCUGCACCGACAUCAGUGACGCAAAAUGUCAGUGCGACUACAACUUCUACUUUAACCCGCUGUCCGAUCGCUGUGAGAGGUGCACGGUGUGCCCGAGGGGUCAGGGCGUGUACUCCCAGUGUGAUCAUGACCAGGACACGGUCUGUGAGGACUGCGUGGAUGAGACGUACUCCGAUCAGGACAGUUCAGUGGAACCCUGCCUGCCCUGCACCAUCUGUGAGGAGGACCUGGAGACACUGGAGUCUGAGUGCACACCCACCACAGACGCUGUGUGCUUUAAUCCCAACGCCCCCACAGAUGUCAUUCCAACCUCUGACAUGACAGAUACCUUCCCAUCUGAAGACUUCCCCAACCUGGACAACCCAUGGCCAAGCAGCGAGACCACUACACCCAGGGCCGGCUCGCCUCACUUCCUGGGCCACGGCUUCAAUGAAAACCUCAUUCCCAUCUACUGCUCCAUCCUGGCCGCUGUGGUGGUGGGGUUGAUGGCUUACAUCGUCUUCAAGAGGUGGAAUAGCUGCAAGCAGAACAAACAGGCAGCUAACAAUCGUGCAGCGACAAACAACCAGAUGGUGACGCCGGAGGGGGAAAAGCUGCACAGCGACAGCGGCAUCUCAGUGGACACUCAGAGCCUGCAGGAGCAGCAGCAGCACGGUCAGGCUGAAGUCCAACCUCAGCCGUCACGCUCACACACCCAGGAACAGAUAGUGGUCAGGGUGGACGGCAGCUCCCAGCCGAAUUCACCUCCCCCCAAUGUCUGAAGAGGAAGAGGAGGUGUCGGGGCUGAGGACUUGGCAACAGAGAUGUGAGGACUUUACCAAGGACCAAAGUGGAGACAUGGGGGCGCCACAGAGAGACUUUAAAAACAGACUUUUGUGGACCUUCCGUUUGGGCCACAGUGUGACUCAUCCGACACUCUGAGUCCACCUCUGUCUUUUGCCUGGAAACAAAACCAAUGGCAAUACUGAUCACUGAACCACAGACAGGUAAUAACGGACACAUGCCAGUUCAUUUUAAGGGAAAAUCCCAGUUUGUUGACAUGCGACUCUCAUUCGCUGCCACUUUAGAAUCUUCCUCCCUUUUUGAAGUUUCCUAUUUUACUUUCAGUCGUAUGAUCAGCUGCUGUGGCUCACGAGCGCCUGAAAGGCAAAAAAGACAGACUCUGAUGUCUGUAUUUACUUUUUUCCCAGCAUCAAAGAGUCCGAAGCAGCCCCUUUCAUAUUCUCCUCUUUGGUGUCCUGCUCUCAGAUAAUCCUGGUCCCUCUUUGUGAGGCGCAUUGCAAAUCACCAACUGUCAGAGCAGCACAGAAAUGCUGCAGGGGAGUCGGACUCAGUCCCAACUUUUUCUGAUUGAUAAUCAGGAACUGGAUCCUCUUCAACUCCACUAAUCUCUUCAGAGUGCCUCCACAGUUUCUAUUUUAACAGCUUCCUGGACUUAAGGUGACUCAGCUAGAUGUUUGCUUUAUUUUUUUGCUUUUGCUUUGUCGCUUGAGUUUUUAGUCCACGUUUCUUUUUGGAUGCUGGAGAGGAGAACCUCAGGUGUGUGAGGAGAAAAAAGGGAAUUGAUCUGAGCUGGGAUGUCAUCACAGGUGUGUAAAUUCAUUUUGGACUGAAGAAAAGAGUAAAAUCUGCCUGAAGGAAUCCCAUCUUUUAAGUGGAAAAAAAGGGACUCCCCUCUGGAGAUAAAAACAUUUUUACAUGCAUACACUCCCUCCCACCAACUUUGUUUUACAGAGUGUCCUCUGACUGUAAGGCUUUGUCACUGGCACUCAUGUCAACAACGAGCCCAUUAGGGAAACGUCCUCACACAAAGGUAAUCACAUAACCUCAUGGGCUCAAGCUUCCUUCACCCUCCUGUCCACUUCCAGCAGGAUGGAUGCUGCAGACGUCACAGCCUGGAUGGGGGGACUGGCAUUUCCAUCGCUAUGGAGAUUUAAAGCAGUCACUUCUUAAGCUUGAGGGCAGCUUUCUAGUAGAAGACACCUUCCAGCUGCUAAUUUAAACUGCAAAAUGGAAAGACUUUGACGGAGGGGGAAAGAAGGAAGUUCUCAGGCUUGAAUUCCCUCAUGACCUGAAACAUCAUGUAAAUGUUGAAUUAUCAAACUUUAAUCUAAAAGUUUUAAAGAAGGUUCUACGAUUCUUAUUUCUAGAAAACCUCUGACCUGACGGAUAGUUGAGAAAAAGGUUGCUCCUUUAGAAAGGGAUUUUUUAUGUUACAUUUAGUGGCUAAAACUGACCAGGGGUUGGUUCUGUGGUGGUCCAGCUCAGAUGGGACAGACGUGCUCUGCUUAUAUUUACAAAAAUAUUUAAGAAGAUGUUGUUUCUAAAUACAGAGAGUCAAUGUUCAUGCAUCAUUCAGGAAUGGAUCGAUUCAGAAGUCUGCUGUAAAGAUUGAACGCAACAUUUUCCCAAGAUUUGCUGAGAUGUGGAUGUUUUACGACUUUUGCAGCUUUGUGUUCGCUAUCUGAUUGGUUGAACAGUGAAAUUGGCCUGAAAUUAUAGUCAGUAGGACUCUGUAUGAGGGUGUGAAUACUUCAAAAGACACUUUCACUUGUUUGAAGUUCUUUAAAGUUCAGUGUUAAGCAGAAAAAGUCUCCACAGACAGGAAGUUGCAGGGAAUAUGAGUCAUUGCGUUGCAUUGCAUCGAUCACACGGCCACCGAAGCUUGGCGAUUUCUUUCGCUGUGAUUCAUCAAUCGCUCCAGUGUGAUAAAUGGAAGCGCGGCUCUGCGGAUGCUAACAGCUCCGAGGCUGUUGUGGUGGGGACACGUGACCGGGCGCACAAAGACGAGUGUAUGAUUCACUCUUCUCCCGAGUGAGCCAGUGUGAUUCAUCCUGAUCCUGGCUGUGACAUUAAAGCAGACUCAACUGUGAGUGACCAGAGUUGAAUUGAAGGGAGAGAAAGAAAAAAACCCUGAAAUGCCUCAACUCCAUCUCCCCCCUGAGGCCCAAUCAGCCCUCCAGCAGCGCGCUCAUCCGCCCUGCGCUGAGGUCCUCUACUUCUCCUCCAGCUUGUGAAGACAGAAACUAUGAGAAUGUGACGCCUGGCAACAAACAGGAAAUAUGCAAGACGCGUUCACAAACUACGUCUGACUUUAUUCUUUAGCAUUUUCUCUUUUUUUUCUUUCUUUGCUGUAUGUUUAUACUAUGAAUUGUACUACUUUCUAACUGAUGUUAUUUUGUAGCACUUAUAGGAGAUAAUAUGAAUUCACUCAAAGAGUGUACCACAGUUCAAGUGCCUGCAUUACCCAGAGUUUUUGAGUUCAGAAGUUUAUGCUCUUUUUUUUUUUUUUUUUUUUUUUUUUUUUUACCACGUGUUUUGUGUCUUAACAGAAUAUUUUUUAAUGCAAUGAAGGCUUUUCGUGAACUGAAGUCACAACUAAACCUUUGGAGACUCAUGCAAGCUGUAAAAAAGAGGUUCCCAUGUAAAGUCUUGUGUUGAAAUCAUGGUUUCUGCAUUCAUCUGCAAGAAGUAAAACGGCGAUUCUUCUUUUGAGCCGGGACUUAUACAUGCACACAUUUGAGAAGCUUCAAAUGACCAGACGCUAGUAAGAAUAGUUUGCACAAAUGAAUGCAGAAACCAUGCAGGAAGCUUUACAUUAAAACCUGAAUGCCAGAGAACACAUACUGUAUGUAACAUGCUAUAAAUAAAAGCUCAUGUAGCGUUGUAAAACAUUUACAUGCCAUCAGGUACUUCUAAACCUACAUGAGCUAUAUGUCAAUAGAGAUCAGCUCAACUGUACAGAUGUGUUGCAUGUACAGUAGCUUUCAGGCAGCAGGACGUGUAGUGUGCAGCACAGUGAAGCCUUUGGGGAGUUUCACUGUCAACGUGGGAUUUUACUUGAUACAGACUCUUCAGGACCUGGUCCCCAUAGAAGCUGAAUGUCAACUGUAGUUAUCUACUAAUGUUAAAUGCAUUCUUAGAGUUGAUACGAAAUAAACUAUAAAAUGUUAAAAAAAAGACAGAAAUGUGUGAAAGUGAAAUGAACA